AUGGCUGCUGUGCUGAACGGCCACUCGAAUGGUCUCGACGACCACGACCAAGACGUCGCCACUGCUCUCGUUCGCUUCUCACACAUUCCCGCCGCUCUCGAUGUUCCUCUCUCAAGUGGUGACGCCGAGGAAGCUGUCGAGGUCAACCUGGAAGAUCUGAUGGACGACCCUACUGAGCUGUGCACCCUGCUGGAGAACGAGAAUGUCGCCCGCGGCUACUGGAUGACCAUCGCCCUGGCAUAUGCCAAACAGCAAAAGGUCGACCACGCCAUCGACAUCGUCACAAGAGGCCUCAGCUCCCUGUCGCGCAAUGCAAAGCCCGAAGACAAGCUGUCCCUGCUGUCGUGCUUGUGCUGGCUGCGCUUGUGGCAGUGCAGGGAAGCUCCUCGUCUGAAGCCUGACACCCAGCUGGCCUCCGAGGCCCGCAACAAGGAGUACUACAUCCACCAAGCCACCAGCACCCUCAACGAGGCUUCGCGCAUCAGUCCCACUUACCCUCCCCUCUUCCUCGCUCGUGGCGUCCUCUAUCUCCUUCGUGCUUCGCUACAGCCCUCAAAGUCGUCAUCAACUGUCCAAGAGUCCGAACGUCUCGAUACCCUCCGCCAGGCUGCAAAAUGCUUUGAAGACUCUCUGCGCGCUUCCCACGGUCGCAACAUGAUGGCUGUCAUGGGCAAGGCCAGAGCUCUCUUCUCCCCUCGGCAAAUACGCCGACGCCCUCCACAACUACCAGCCUGGCCCACGGUAGAGCGUCUUGCCCGUCAAGCUAUCGAGGCCACUGAUGUCAACGCAAUCGCCAGUGAUGGUUGGUAUCUCAUGGCUCGCAAGGAGCACACCGAAGGAAACGUUGCCAAGGCUACAGACUACUACAACAGGGCGGACCAGGCAAGAGGUGGAGAUGAGAGAGGUUACCUCCCUGCCAAGUUUGGUGCCGCUCAGCUCAAGAUCCUUUCGAAAGACUGGAGCGGUGCAAAGUUCCGUCUCGAGAGCAUUGUUCAGUCCACAAAGAGCGCUGAAGCCAUGACUCUGCUUGGUCUUUUGUACGCCGAGGAAGUUUACGCUAGCCAGAAUGCCGGAUCCAAGGAAGACAAGUCAUCCGAGAUGAGAAAGGCCAUUGGUCUUCUGGAGGGUGUUCGCAACACCUGGAAGGACCCCAAGAAGAAGGCUACCCCAGAUUCUUACGUUCUUUUGAAUUUGGCCAGGCUUUACGAGAUCGAAAACCCCGAGCGCAGUCUGCAAUGUCUGCAGCAAGUUGAGCAGAUGGAGAUGGACGACAUUGAUGAAGAAGACCGACCGGAGACCAAGGAUGAAGCAGAGCUCAAGGCUGCUCUUCGUGAGAUGCUUCCCCCGCAAUUACUGAACAACAUGGCUGCCUUCCACUUCCAAGCCGAACGAUUCAGUCAAGCCAGAGAUUUGUUCCAGACUGCUCUUAACGCUUGUGUCAAGGCUGGAGCAAAGGACAGUGAACUCGAUACCGACUCGCUUGUGACUUCCAUCAGCUACAACUUGGCCAGAACUUACGAGGCUGAACACAUGCUGGACGAGGCUAAUCAGGUUUACCAAGGUCUACUCGAGCGUCACCCUGAUUACACAGAUGCCAGAAUCAGACUUGCAUACAUUGCACUCCGCGAAAACCCCUCAGAAGGCGCUCAAGCUGUCAAGAAAUUGCUCGAGUCAGAACCAGGCAAUCUCGAUAUUCGUGCUCUGUACGGACACUACAUUCACAAGGCAAAGAAGCGCACCAUGAACCCUGCCGAAGAUCAAGAACAAAGACACUACAAGCACACUCUUCAGCACCACGACAAGCACGACAGGUACUCUUUGACUGGCAUGGGUAACCUCUUCUUGCAGGUUGCUCGCGAGAUGCGCAGAGAUACCGACCAGGACAAGGAGAAGCGUACAAAGACAUACAUCAGAGCCAUCGAGUUCUUCGACAAGGCUCUGCAGCUUGACUCCCGCAACGCCUAUGCCGCCCAGGGCAUUGCAAUCGCCUUGAUUGAAGACAAGAAGGACUACGGAACAGCGAUCCAGAUCUUUACUAAAGUUCGGGAAACCCUGAAAGAUGCCAGUGUCUUCAUCAAUAUGGGUCAUGCAUUUGUCGAGGUCAAGCAAUUCGCUCGCGCAAUCGAGAGUUACGAGGCUGCCCUUGCCAAGGACCGCACACACGACCCCAGCAUUCUUGCUUGCCUCGGUCGCGUCUGGCUGAUGAAGGGCAAACAAGAGAAGAACAUGCAAGCCAUGAAGACCGCGCUCGAGUUCUCGAACCGUGCACUGGAGUCAUCGCCUGAACAACUUCACUUCAAGUUCAACGUUGCAUUCGUUCAGAUUCAGAUCGCACAGCUCAUCUACACUCUACCGGAGGCCACGAGAACGCUUGUCGACCUUGAAACUGCUGCUACUGGCCUGGACGAAGCUAUCGAGAGUCUUAUGGCUAUUGCUCGCGCGCCAAACCCACCUUUCCCCAAGAACGACAUCGAACAGCGUGCUAAUAUGGGAAGAAACACAAUGCGCAAGCAGUUGGACCGUGCUUUACAAAGUCAACGCGACUUCGAGCAGAAGAACGCAUCAAGGCUUGAACAAGCUCGUCAACAACGUGAGGCUGAGAUCAAGAAGCGCGAAGACGAGAAGCGAGCACUGGAAGAGGCACAGGAAGAACGCAGAAGGAAGAUUGCUGAAGAAAGACAACGCAUGCAAGAACAGGACCGCGAAAUCGCCGAGCAGAAGAUUGAGGAGGAAGCUGAACGCAAAGCCCGCGAAGAUGCUGAUUUCACAACUGAUGAAGAAACGGGAGGCCGCAAGAAGAGAGAGAAGAAGCCCAAGGGAUCAAGGAAAAGAAGAAGGGCGGCGACAGCGACUCAGACAUCGUCAACGACGAAGACGAAAGCCCAAAAGAAGAAGCGCAGAAAGCUCGAAAGAAAGGGCAAGGUUGCCGAGCCAAAGGGCAAGUUCAAGAGCUCUGAGGUUGUGGUGGACAGUGACAGCGACGACGAUGCUGUUGCUACGCAAAACGAGAAUGCAGCACUUGCCGAAAAGAUCAACGAUGAGAAUGAUGCUCAAAAGGAAGCUCGAGGAGACGAGUCGAUGGCGGAAGGUGGAGACGAGGAGGACGACACUGUUGUUGAAAGGCGGAGAAAGAAGCCUGCUCGUGUGAUCGACGACGAUGAUGAGGGAUGA
This is a messenger RNA of Aureobasidium musti, 3171 nucleotides long. NCBI's taxonomy places the organism in Eukaryota, Fungi, Ascomycota, Dothideomycetes, Dothideales, Saccotheciaceae. The record is from the annotation of a GenBank genome assembly.